AUGGCUUUAUCGCUGGAAGACUUUGUCCACUCCCUUGACCUAAGGACGCUUCCAAGGGUCGUAGAGAUCCAGUCAGGCAUCUACUUUGAAGGGUCUAUUUAUGAAAUGUUUGGCAAUGAAUGCUGUUUGUCAACAGGAGAAGUGAUUAAAAUCACAGGUCUUAAAAUUAAGAAGAUCAUGGCCGAAAUUUGUGAGAGUAAUAUCAAAGGUUCUGAGUCUCUGAAGCCUUUUGAACUGCCCAUGAAUUUUCCAGGUCUGUUUAAGGUCAUGCCUGAUAAAACUCCGUACCUUACAAUGGAAGAAAUCACGAGAACCAUCCAUAUCAGACCUGGUAGACUAGGACAACCUUGCUUUUAUCACCUGAAGGAUAUAAAACUAGAGAAUCUCACCAUUAAGCAGGGUGAGCCAAUCCAGCUCAACUCAGUUGAAGAGAUCGAUGGAGAAAUGCUGGUGAACUGUGGAGUGGUAAGGCAUCACCAGAGCCAUUCGUUUACUCUGCCUUUGUCACAGGAAGGAGAAUUUUAUGAGUGUGUGGAUGAACAUAUUUAUACCCUAAAAGAAAUCGUUGAGUGGAAGAUUCCCAAGAACAGAACAAGGACUGUGAAGCUUACGGAUUUCUCAAAUAAGUGGGACUCAACCAAUCCACUCCCUGAAGACUUUUAUGGUACUCUGAUUCUCAAGCCUGUUUAUGAAAUUCAAGGUGUGCUGAAAUUUCAAAAGGACAUAGUCCGGAUUCUUCCCACGUUAGACGUUGAAGUCAAAGAUAUCACUGACUCUUAUGAUGCCAGCUGGUUUCUUCAGUUGCUGUCUACUGAAGAUCUUUUUGAAAUGACCAGCAAAGAGUUUCCUAUAGUGGUGGAAGUCAUCGAAGUCUCACAAGGGAACCAACUGCCCAGAAGUAUUUUACAGCCUGGGAAAACCAUUGUCAUCCACAAAAAGUACCAGGCUUCGAGGAUCUUAGCUUCAGAAAUUCGAAGCAAUUUCCCUAAAAGACACUUCUUAAUCCCUAGAAGCUACAAAGGCAAGUUCAAAAGGAGACCCCGGGAGUUCCCAACGGCCUAUGACCUGCAGAUAUCUGAGAGUAAGAAGGAAACUCUCCAUGUAGUAGCCACCAAAACCUUCCAUACACUUCACAAGGAACUGUCCUCUGUGUCUGCUGGGGACCAGUUUCUAGUGUAUCAUUCAGAGACCACAGAAGUUGUAUUUGAGGGAACAAGAGAAGUGAACGUUCUCACCUGUGAAAAAAUCCUCAGUAAGUCCAAAGAAGUGGCACGGCUUCCUCUGUACAUGGAAGGAGGUUUUGUGGAGGUGAUUCAUGAUAAGAAACAGUACCAGAUUUCUGAGCUCUGUACACAGUUCAGCUGGCCCUUCAAUGUGAAGGUGUCUGUGAGAGAUCUCUUCAUUGAGGAUGACAUUUUGGCAGCUACCCCAGGACUGCAGUUGGAGGAGGAUAUCACAGACUCUUACCUAGUUAUCAGUGAUUUUGCCAACCCUGGAGAAUGUUGGGAAAUUCCUAUGGGCCGCUUGAAUAUAACUGUUCAGUUAGUUAGUGGUAGUAGUUUGUCUAUCGAUUCGGGGCCAUUUCAAGUUAGGAGUCUGGUAGAAGAGAUCACAGAAGAACAGUAUUACAUGAUGAGGAGGUAUGAAAGCUCCGUUGCACGUCCCCCGCCUCGCCCUCCCAAGCAUCCCUCAGCAGAGGAAAUGAAGUUAACCUUGCUCAGCUUAGCAGAAGAAAGAGCAAUAGAUCUGCCCAAGUCUCCCAAGAUUCACCAUGUAGACAGAUCCAAGAAACCUGACCCAGAUCAAGGUGGCCUGGAUUCAAGAGUACCAGCCGGUUUUCUGAAUGAGUUGGCUGCUGUAGAGAGACAGCAGAGCAAGCAUGGGCCUCUGCAGUAG
This is a messenger RNA of Psammomys obesus (fat sand rat), 1896 nucleotides long. It is a transcript of the gene Themis, whose product is annotated as thymocyte selection associated. Lineage: Eukaryota; Metazoa; Chordata; Mammalia; Rodentia; Muridae. The record is from RefSeq and is a predicted model, not a curated record. The transcript is spliced from 5 exons. Bases 1 to 1896 code for a protein of 631 amino acids. Gene Ontology annotation, biological process: T cell receptor signaling pathway.